Molecule: messenger RNA, 3009 nt
Organism: Zingiber officinale
Lineage: Eukaryota; Viridiplantae; Streptophyta; Magnoliopsida; Zingiberales; Zingiberaceae
Product: probable potassium transporter 14
Exons: 10
Coding region: 164-2668 (834 amino acids)
Biological process (GO): potassium ion transmembrane transport
Cellular component (GO): plant-type vacuole; vacuolar membrane
Molecular function (GO): potassium ion transmembrane transporter activity
Source: RefSeq, a predicted model, not a curated record
CUUCUAUUCGAUUCUCGCACUGGCAAACCCCCCGUGGAAUCGCUUCGCCAUCGCGUGGUCUAUUCGAUCUCUUGGCCUCUUCUUCGAUUUCUCUUCUCCGACUAGCGAUCUGUGUUCUUCGAUGGAGUAGGGAUCUGCUGGGGAGUGGGGAUUGCGGAGCUUGAUGGCGGAGGAACCGAAAAGGGGGAACGGCCAUCUGGUCAAUUUUGGUCCGUCCGAAUCGAGAUGGGCCGCAUUGGACGACGAGGAGUACUCGGAAGAGGAAGGGCAGGAGUGGGUGCGGAGGAUGAGUUUGUUGGAAUCUGAGGAAGACGAUAACGUGGAGCAGAAAUUGAUUCGGACCAGUCCCCAGAUCGAUCCCCUGGAUGUCGAGGCCCUCGAGAUAGCUGAGACCGGGGAAACUCAAUUUGAGGAUCUUACUAUAGGAAAACACAUAUUCCUUACGCUACAGAUACUUGCAGUUGUAUUUGGAGAUGUUGGGACUAGUCCACUAUACACUUUCGAUGUUAUCUUAAACAAAUAUUCCGUCACUGGGAAAGAUGAUGUUCUAGGAGCACUCUCUAUUGUUUUGUAUACUUUGAUCUUGAUACCACUUGUGAAGUACACCUUGAUUGUUCUUUGGGCGAAUCAUGAUGGUGAAGGAGGGACAUUUGCAUUAUAUUCUCUGAUUUGCAGGAAGGCAAAUGCCGGUGUUCUUGCAAAUCAACUGACUUAUGAAUCUCCCAUAUCAAGUUUUGGACUCAAGGUGCCAUCACCGGAGCUGGAGAGGUCUCUAAAAGUUAAGGAGUAUCUUGAAAGUUCAUUGGCAAUUAAGUGGUUGCUUUUGGCUUUGGUUCUUCUCAGUACUUCUAUGGUGAUUGCUGAUGGUGUUGUGACUCCCGCAAUUUCAGUUAUGUCUGCUUUCAACGGGCUGAAGGUCGGAAUAUCUAGUAUUGGGCAAGAGGAAGUGGUGAUGAUUUCAAUUGCAUCUCUUAUUGUCCUGUUCUGUGUUCAGAGAUUUAACACUAGCAAAGUAGGGCUUGCAGUGGGGCCUGCAUUAUUCAUAUGGUUUUGCUCGCUUGGAAUUAUUGGAGUCUUCAAUCUUUUUAAGUAUGGAUUUAGUGUGCUGAAAGCAUUUAACCCUGUUUAUAUCUACUAUUUUUUCUGGAGAAAUCCAAGUCAAGCAUGGAUGUCCUUGGGGGGUUGUCUUCUUUGUGCAACAGGGUCUGAGGCAGUGUUUGCUGAUCUUUGCUACUUCUAUGUUAGAUCAGUCCAGCUCACUUUUGUCAUUAUUGUUCUACCAUGCCUUCUACUGGGAUACCUUGGUCAGGCUGCAUUUCUUAUGGAAAAUAUUACUGAAACUCAGCAGGUCUUCUUUUCAUCCAUUCCGAGUGGAGCUUUCUGGCCAGUCUUCCUAAUAGCCACCAUAGCUGCACUAAUUGCUAGUCGAGCAAUGAUAACGGCAAUAUUUUCAUGCAUAAAGCAAUCAAUAGCUCUUGGUUGUUUUCCUCGAGUGAAAGUCAUUCACACAUCUCGAAAGUUUAUGGGCCAGAUAUAUAUUCCAGUGAUAAACUGGCUUUUGUUGGUUUCCUGUGUGGCGUUUGUUGCAACUUUUGGUAGUAUAUUUGAGAUUGGCAAUGCAUACGGAUUUGCUGAGCUAGGUGUGAUGAUUAUGACCACAAUUCUAGUAACUAUCAUCAUGCUUCUCGUAUGGCAGAUACAUAUUGCAUUCGUGCUAUGCUUCUUUACUUUCUUUAUGGGAUUAGAGUUGGUUUUCUUUUCUUCAGUUUUGGGCAGUUUGGCAGAUGGAAGCUGGGUGAUGUUGGUUUUUGCUGGGUUUUUGUUUACAAUAAUGUGUAUCUGGAACUACGGCAGAAAGCUUAAGUAUGAAACUGAAGAGAAACAAAAGCUUUCACAGGAUUUGAUGAUGGAACUUGGUUGCAACUUAGGUACUAUCAGAGCCCCAGGUAUCGGCUUGGUGUACAAUGAGACAGUCAAAGGAAUCCCUGGAAUCUUUGGUCAUUUUCUGACCACAUUGCCAGCAGUUCAUUCCAUGAUCAUAUUUGUGUCUAUUAAGUAUGUACCCAUCCCUGCAGUGCCACAGAGUAAAAGGUUUCUCUUCAGGCGUGUCUGCCCCAUAAGCUAUCACAUGUUUCGUUGCAUUGCACGGUAUGGUUACAAAGAUGUGCGGAAGGAAAACCACCAGGCAUUUGAACAAGUUCUGAUCGAAAGCCUCGAGAAGUUCAUACGAAGAGAAGCCCAUGAACGAGCAUUAGAGAGCGAUGGGGACGCCGAUGCAAUUUACUUGAGAGAAGCGACUAGCUCAAACAUUCUCAUCGCUCCCAACGGCACUUAUUCCCUUAGCACUCCUCUCCUGUCCAGUAUCAGUCAUAUCGCUCAAGUAAACUCAGAGGCAAGCACUUCAUCAGGUGAGCCAGGUAACAAAACCACGACCAAUGCUCUAAUCCUCGAGUCAGAGUUAUCCAUCUUACAGAAGGCUAAAGAUAUUGGAGUGGUGUAUCUCCUCGGCCACGGUGACAUCCGAGCUAGGAAGGAUUCUUGGUUCUUCAAGAAGCUGGUAAUCAAUUACUUCUACGCUUUCUUGCGAAGGAACUGCCGGAAGAGUGUGGCGUCGCUGAGUGUCCCGCAGGCGAACCUGAUUCAAGUCAGCAUGACAAACAUGGUCUGAGUGCACGGUUGCUGCUUCCCCGUGCUGAAGUCGAUUGCACUACUUGUCAUGUUCCACGAUUUUGUUCGAUCCAGCUAACCCCAGGAUGGAUACUUGCUCGUGCUAACACGACAUCUACCAUGUCGUCUUUUCUGAAUUCUGUCCUUUUCCCUGUCGUGGUAGACUGAUUGUAAUAAUUGGAUAUAGAUGAUUAACGCGCAGUGUACACAUGAUAGCGAUCGUUUGUGUCCUUUUUGCUAGAUGCCCGUUAAAGUUUUGUAAAGUUUCGGACACCCAUGCCUGGACCGUGAUGGUUAGAUUUAGUUGAAAAUUUACAAGAUGUGUGCGGAUCAUUACCAUUA